GAUAUUGAUUUCCACAAAAAUAAAUAAAAUAUUUUUUUACUGACCCAUCCUUUAUUUAAAAAUAAUAAACAUUGCUGUUGCUGUUACAGUAAGGCAUUUACAAUGGAAGUGAAUGGGGCCAGUCCAUAAACACUAAAAUACAGAUAGUUUCACAAGUAUAACCACAAAACACACAUUAUACACUUUUGAGUAAUAACGUAUUUUUAUUACUAGCCUAUAUUAUGUAAAGUUAUAUCUUAAAUUACAUAUUUGUCAUCACGAUAAUGAAACCUUGUGAUCCUGUCAUUGGAUAUAAAUUUACACAGAUAAGGCUAGUAAAUGAUUUUAUCACACUAAAAUCAUGUCAACAUAUGUUUUUGUACCGUGGUUAUACUUUUGAAACUGUGUAUUUUAUUGUACAUGGACUGGCCUCAUUCAGGAUAAAUUAUUUUUUUGUGGCAAGCAAUAUUAUGGCAUAAAUGCUCUUGAUUGAUCUUAAUUUGUAUUGAAUUCUUCUGGUAAUAUAUAUAGAAUUUCCAAAUUAGUAAUUACAGCUGGUAGUCUGACAUGUUUUGAUGAAAUUAGUACAUUACCAAAACAUUGUUUAGUGAAAAUUGGUAGUGUUAAUGCUGCCAUCUGCAGGUUAACAUGAGCCUGCAUGUUGAGUUCAUUAGUUGUAGUUAUCCAGCAGAACCCAGUAGAACCCUGACUAAUUUAAACAAGCAAAAAUAUUACCUUUAGCAAAAAGGAGGACAAAAAAGAGGAAAUAAAGAAAGACGAGAAAGAGAAGGAUGAAAAGGAUGAGAAAAAAGAUGGUGAUAAGAAAGAGGAGAAAAAAGAUGGUGACAAGAAAGAGGAGAAAAAAGAUGAGAAAAAGGAUGAUAAGAAAGACGAUACAAAGAAAGAGGAGCCCCCGUGAGUAUGCCACAAAUGAUAUUUUAGUAGCAAUAGUAGUUUUACUAGUAGGCUAUUAGUCAGAGCACAACAUUGAUUAUUUCAUAGUCAUUUGUCUUUCCUUGAAACUUGUAUUUUAGUGUGUGCUUUUUUUUUUUUCUUUGAAAGAGGUCUGAAGAUAAACUAGUAUUUGUGUUGUAGGAAAGAAAUUUGGAUCAUGGACCCAGCCACAGACAGAUAUUAUAGAUGGCUCUCAGUCAUAGCAGCACCAGUUUUUUAUAACCUGAUGAUGCUGGUUACAAGGUCUGUUCAUAUCUCUAAUGAAAUCAAUAACUUAAGAUGUGUGGAUAGAUGUGCUAUGUGCAUCAUUGUACAUAUUUGUUGCAGAGCCUGUUUCAAUGAGCUUCAGAACUCAUAUACAACGCUUUGGAUGAUCCUGGACUUUACAUCGGAUGUAAUCUACUAUACAGACACAUUUGUCAGAUCAAGAACAGGUUUCUUGGAGCAGGGCCUUCUUGUUAAAGAUGCCAAGAAGUUGAUGGAUCAUUACAAGAAAAUCCCCCAGUUCAAAUAUGACAUGCUUUCCAUGAUUCCAACAGAUUUAUUGAUGCUCAAAGUGGGAUACAACAAUCCUGAACUUCGUUUAAACCGUCUCUUCAAAAUGGCUCGUUUGUUUGAGUUUUUUGACCGCACAGAAACCAGAACAAACUAUCCAAACAUUUUUCGUAUCAGCAACCUUGUACUUUACAUCCUGAUUAUUAUUCACUGGAACGCUUGCAUUUUUUUUGCCAUUUCCAAAACUAUAGGCUUCGGGACUGACACAUGGGUCUAUCCAAACAUCAGCCACCCUGAAUAUGGCCGUUUGGCCAGAAAAUACAUCUACUGUCUAUACUGGUCCACUCUCACCCUUACCACCAUUGGAGAAACUCCACCACCAGUUAGAGACAUUGAAUAUUUGUUUGUGGUUGCUGACUUCCUCAUUGGUGUGUUGAUUUUUGCUACCAUCGUUGGUAACGUUGGUGCCAUGAUCUCCAACAUGAAUGCUUCUCGAGCUGAAUUCCAGGCAAAGAUCGAUUCUAUCAAGCAAUACAUGCAGUUCCGUAAGGUCAGCAAAGAUUUGGAGGCUAGGGUCAUCAAAUGGUUCGACUACCUUUGGACGGAGAAGAAAACGUGUGAUGAGAAGGAAGUCUUAAAGAACCUCCCAGACAAACUCAAAGCUGAGAUUGCCAUCAACGUCCAUUUAGACACACUGAAGAAGGUGCGAAUCUUCCAGGAUUGCGAAGCUGGACUGCUUAUUGAGUUGGUGUUGAAGCUUCAGCCUCAGGUGUUCAGUCCUGGAGAUUACAUAUGUAAGAAGGGUGACAUAGGACGAGAAAUGUACAUCAUCAAAGAAGGAAAGCUUGCUGUGGUGGCUGAUGAUGGUAUCACACAGUUUGUGGUGCUCAGUGAUGGUGCUUACUUUGGAGAAAUCAGUAUCCUUGGAAUAAAAGGCAGUAAAGCUGGAAACAGAAGAACGGCGAACAUUCGUAGUGUUGGCUACUCUGACCUUUUUGCCCUGUCUAAAGAUGACCUCAUGGAAGCACUUACGGAAUACCCUGAUGCCAAAAAAGCCCUGGAGGAGAAAGGAAAGGCCAUCUUAAGGAAGGACAACCUUCUUGAUGAGGCUGUGGCAGCCGCAGGCGCGGAUCCCAAAGAUCUGGAGGAUAAGAUUCAACGCCUGGAAGGCAACAUUGAUAUUAUGACUACCAAAUUUGCCAAACUCAUGGCAGAGUACACGUCUUACCAGAGCAAGAUCAAACAAAGGAUCGCUAACAUGGAGAACAAAGUGAAAACAAUACGAGUGGAGGAUCUGUCUGAAGUGGUCGAGGACAAAAAGGAAGAAGACAAAAAGACAAAAUAAUCAAGUUGACAUAUAUGAAAGC
Xyrauchen texanus (razorback sucker) is the source of this 2795-nucleotide messenger RNA. RefSeq names its product cyclic nucleotide-gated channel cone photoreceptor subunit alpha-like. The record is from RefSeq and is a predicted model, not a curated record. Gene Ontology annotation, molecular function: intracellularly cGMP-activated cation channel activity; cGMP binding; intracellularly cAMP-activated cation channel activity. Gene Ontology annotation, biological process: monoatomic cation transmembrane transport. The transcript has 2 exons. The coding region runs from base 1091 to 2773 and encodes 560 amino acids. Gene Ontology annotation, cellular component: intracellular cyclic nucleotide activated cation channel complex; plasma membrane. NCBI's taxonomy places the organism in Eukaryota, Metazoa, Chordata, Actinopteri, Cypriniformes, Catostomidae.